GUGCAGUGCGUGUUGUCCUCCAGCAGGCGCCGCUGUGGGCGUGCUCUGAGCCGGAAGCGGAAGCAGCAGCUGCAUGAGCAGCAGUGAGUGGGGUCGCAGUAGUGAUGAUGGCGGUGAGGGCUUCAGUGUUCAGAAGGGUUUCAGAGGACAUCAGCAGCACACACUACCUGACCAACAGAUUCACUCUCCAGACGCAGCAGAGGUGUGGCUUCCGCAAAAUAACAAAGAGGGUGGAGCCAAAGAAGGGUGUGUCAGAAGAGGCGGAGCUAAAUGAAAUCCUCCACAAGAAGGGCGAGGCUCCUGCUCCAGACCCGCCCACCCCACAUGUACCCGCCAGGUCAUUUGGCAGACUGGUCAAACCAUUGGUCUUCACUAUAGGGUUUACAGGUUGUUCGUUCGGCGGAGCGGCGAUAUGGCAGUACGAAAGUCUAAAAUCUAGAGUACAGAGUUACUUUGAUGAUGUCAAAGUGGACUGGCUGGAGAAGAUACGGCCUCAGAAACAAGGCGAUUUGCACAAGCAGGUGAGCCAGUGGUGGAACAGUUUAAGUGAUGGACAGAAAACAGUCACGGGCAUCAUUGCAGCGAACGCGUUGGUGUUUUUUUGUUGGAGAGUUCCUUCUCUGCAGCACACUAUGUUCAAGUACUUCACAUCUAACCCCUCCUCCAAGGCUCUGUGUUGGCCCAUGCUGCUGUCCACGUUCAGUCACUAUUCUCUCUUUCACAUGGCGGCCAACAUGUAUGUGCUCUGGAGUUUCUCUUCGAGCAUCGUCAACAUGAUGGGCAAAGAGCAGUUCAUGGCGCUUUACCUCUCCGCAGGUGUGAUUUCUACGUUUGUCAGUUAUGUGAGUAAAACAGCGAUGGGUCGGUUUGGUCCAUCACUGGGGGCGUCAGGGGCCAUCAUGGCUGUCCUAGCAGCUGUUUGCACCAAAAUGCCUGAAGCCAAACUGGCCAUCAUCUUCCUCCCCAUGUACACCUUCACCGCCGGAAACGCUCUUAAGGCCCUCGUCGCCUUGGAUACCACAGGCUUGAUUCUGGGAUGGCGUUUUUUCGAUCACGCAGCUCAUUUAGGUGGAGCUUUAUUCGGCAUCUGGUACAUAAUUUACGGUCACGAGCUCAUUUGGAAGAACAGAGAGCCGCUGGUGAAGUUGUGGCAUGACUUCAGAACGAGAGGACCGGGCGCUGGUGGCACCGGCUCGAUAUAGAGCCUUGCAUCAUGGGUAGACGCUGAGCAGGUGACAUGGAGAAAAACACAAGACUGAGAAAUGGACACAGACACAGAUAUUCAUGCACUUGAAGCUCGUAUUGUGUUGAUUGUUCUGUGAGAGAAUCAUAGAGUGAGGUCCGUUUCAGUCACAGUGAGUAACGGUAGUACUGCUGUGAUGUCAUUAUGCUCCGCCUCCGAUUUUAAAUUUGAGUCCAAGUAGCUCCGCCCCCUCUUGGCUAGAAAUGCAAAUGUAUCUAAAGGGGCGGAGCUUCGGCACAGCUCUGAGGUCGCUAUAGGUCUCAGUGACGUUUGACACAAUGUACAGAAACUAAAAUGUUUAAAAUUGUCUGCGACUGUCAUUUUGAAAAAUAAAAUGAUUUAAAAAUCUGUUGUUAGAAAUGAUCAGGUGUCAGCUUUUGUUUUAUUUGCUAUAAUUGUGUGUAAUAUGUUCUGCUUACAUUGUUUAUUUUCUAAGUUGCAGAUGAGACUUUGGUCCUUGUUAAAUGUGAAUGAUUAACCAUGUUUCUCUAUAACACACACACACACACACACUCACCUGCGCUAUACGUCAGUAUAGAAACCGUUUCAGUGUUGUUCUCUCAGAUCGACCAAAGUUCAGUAACAGUCAUGGCAUCAUAAUGGCUCAUGAACAAUGAGUCUGUUUUUCACUUCCUCAUGUUUUUAUGAACUCCGUGUAUCGCUCGUCUCUUCCUGUUUCCCAGUUAUCACUCGUUAACUUCCAUCGCAUCAUUCUGUUCUUUUAUUCUGAGUCCACACGUCACUCGUUUUGCUGUAUUCUGGUUUUUGUUUAAUUAAUCACACAGUUUGGGUUUCAUGAAGAAAUGUCCAGGUCAUAUUUCACCCCCCAAAAAAUAUAUUUAGCUAAA
This is a messenger RNA of Sinocyclocheilus anshuiensis, 2091 nucleotides long. RefSeq names its product presenilins-associated rhomboid-like protein, mitochondrial. The coding region runs from base 105 to 1202 and encodes 365 amino acids. Gene Ontology annotation, cellular component: membrane. The transcript is spliced from 10 exons. The record is from RefSeq and is a predicted model, not a curated record. Gene Ontology annotation, molecular function: serine-type endopeptidase activity. Lineage: Eukaryota; Metazoa; Chordata; Actinopteri; Cypriniformes; Cyprinidae.